CGACUGUAUUGGUGGCUUGAGUUAGGUUUUACAUUUUAGGGUUCAAAGCUGUGACAUUGUUCUGAUUCUCUUGGUAUGGCGUAUGGUACUAGGUAGUCUAGUAGAAAUGCUAAGGAUGAUGAAAAUAAUGAUUUGAAAGGAAAGUUAAAAUAGUGGCAAAAAGUCUGUGAAUUUGGGGUCUGCUACAGCAGAAGCAUCUGGUAUUAGGAGGUCACCUAGGGAAACCCUAUAUAAGGAAAACACGACUCUGACAAGUUCUUCUGGUAUGCGGAAGUUGGAGCUUCUUGAGAAGCAGACUGCAAAUUUGAAUUCAAUGACUCCUCCAGCUAAGAGGAAAAGUGAGCGAGUUGAGAAGAAAAAAGAGAACAUGAGUCCUUUGAGGAGAUCUGAGAGGGGUGAGAUGUCCUCCUCCUCAUCUUCUUCUGGAUCAAAGAGGUCUGAUAAGAGCAUAGAUGUGUUGAAUAUGAAAAGGAAGAAAGAGAAAAAAGAAAAGUGUGUGAAACAAUUGACAAUGCAAACUGCGGAAGUUAACAAAAUUAAGCAAAAAGAUGCACAAGCUGAAGGGACACAGAAGAAGAGAAGGGAUGCUCGUUCCUAUAUAGCACUGUUCACGAAACAACCCAAGAAUGUUGGGAACAGAUAGUUGCAAUGAUCUGAAUGGAACUGCUAGUAGGAGGGAGGAGGACGUUUUAGAAGAAUUCACCAAGAGAACUCAUGAAAGGACUAUGGCGACAAGUACAAGUCAAUUUGCUGAGGAAAAACUUAAAAGAAAUGAUGGGCAUAAAUUGUUUCCCACUAGCCAAAAGAAUAGCUGCAAGAAUAUGUCUUCUAAUGGGGGUGAUCCACAAAUGUUUCAGAAUGUUUUGGGAGCAGGAGAAACGAAUGAUGAUGCUGAAACAACCGCAUUUAUAAAUCUGCAAAGUCCACAGUUGGUAAACUCCAUCGUGCCUGGAGGGGUCCUUGAUUGUGAUAUAAGUGUGGAGAUGGUUCCAAAAUUUUUGCCUUCUGAAAGGAAAGGUCAUGAUAUAGACAUUGAUUCUGUUGCUUCUCCAAAAAUGUCGAGUAAUGAUAUUGACACCUGCACUGGAGUUGGAACUUCAUUUGCAUCUGGUUGCAAAAGAAAAAAUUUCACAGAGAUUUGUGGAUGUGUUCUGAAAGGAAAAGAUACUGAUUUAUUAUUAGUUGGAUGGUAAUUCAACAUGAUUUUA
This is a messenger RNA of Hibiscus syriacus, 1208 nucleotides long. RefSeq lists its product as uncharacterized. NCBI's taxonomy places the organism in Eukaryota, Viridiplantae, Streptophyta, Magnoliopsida, Malvales, Malvaceae. The coding region runs from base 627 to 1193 and encodes 188 amino acids. The record is from RefSeq and is a predicted model, not a curated record. The transcript has 3 exons.